Molecule: messenger RNA, 3946 nt
Organism: Eublepharis macularius
Lineage: Eukaryota; Metazoa; Chordata; Lepidosauria; Squamata; Eublepharidae
Gene: CSF3R
Product: colony stimulating factor 3 receptor
Exons: 16
Coding region: 123-2663 (846 amino acids)
Biological process (GO): cytokine-mediated signaling pathway
Cellular component (GO): external side of plasma membrane; membrane; signaling receptor complex
Molecular function (GO): cytokine receptor activity; cytokine binding
Source: RefSeq, a predicted model, not a curated record
GGAACAAAUUGGGGGUAGUAGGAGGCAGCAGAUUGAUUCCCCUCUGGUCUUCUCCUCGGAUCAUUCUCAUGGUGUCAGAGGAUACUGAGUUGAGGUAACACAAGACUCCACCCAACAAAAUCAUGGCAACAACAAAGAGACUCCCAAAGAGAUUUGUGGAAUGCUGCAUCAUAUUUCUUCUGCUUCCAGGAGGAGUAUCCAGCCUGGGGUGUAGCAGCCUAGCAGUGGACUCACCCGUCGUUCUCUGGGGAGCAACGGUCACGGCAAAUUGCACCAUCUGGAGGAACCGCUGCCCCUUUCUCAAGGAUGAACAAAUCCAGAUGAUAUGGAAACUGGAUGGCCAGCACGUCCCUGGCGUCCAGCACAGCCCUAGUGAGGGAGUCGAAUUUUCCAGCAUCACCAUUGGCCCCCUCAACAGGACUGUGAUCAGUCUGGGCUGCUGGGUGUCAAGUCCGAGGAAACCACAACAGCAGCUCAUGAACCUGAAACAGAUCCAUGCUGGAUAUCCUCCAUCACAGCCACAAAACCUCACCUGCAUCAUGAAUGAAACCACCAGGAACCUGAAGUGCCAGUGGGACCCUGGAGAGGGCAGCCCCCUUCAAGUCCAUGCUGUGCUGAAGGGCUUCAAGAGCCAAAGUGGGUGCGCUGCCCUUCUGGUUCCCAUCCCAGACUGCAUCCCAAAGUCGGACCAGAAUUCUUGCACCAUUCCUCGUGAAAACCUCUACCUGUACCAACCCAUGGCUUUCUGGGUGACGGUGUCCAAUGGCUUGGGAGCUGUGCAAUCAGAGACCCUUUGCGCAGACCCAGUGGACUUAGUCAAGCUGGACCCCCCAACUAUCCAGUCCAUUCACUCCAUCUCGGAGGAGACCCACUGUGUGUCUGUGGCUUGGGAUGCAGCCAAAGACAGCGAGUACAUGAGGCAGUCAUGUGACCUGCGCUACCGUAAUGAAGAUGACCAGGAAUGGACGCUGGUGCAAAACCUUACCGGCUCCACCAGGCAAACCCAGCACUGUGGCUUCCUCUUUGGCAUCUCCUAUCAAUUCCAGAUGCGCUGCAAGAAACUUGCGGCCAGGUACAUGAGUGAUUGGAGUCCUACAAAGACCUUCACCACCCAUGAAGACAGUGGCCGGGCACCUUCAGGGGAGCUUGACGCCUGGUGGAAGAUGAAGCCCCGGGAGGCUGGACAGGAAAUACAGGUGCAACUGCUGUGGAAGCCUAUGAAACCAAAGGAGGCCAACGGCAAAAUCCUAGGUUAUUGGGUCUCCCUCAGCCCCAGGCAACAGAGUGGUCAGCGGACAACCGUUUGCAACACCAUGGAGCUGCACUGCAAUUUCUCCCUGCCCUUCGGAGUGCAGAGAGUUUAUCUCAUGGCUUACAAUGCGAGAGGCUCAUCCCCACCUACUGAGGUCAAACUUCAGAAGAAAGGUAUUCCUGUGCAUAAGAUCCAAGCCUCUUCUUGUGGGGAAAACAGCAUCUGUGUGAGCUGGGAUCCUCCGGGAGAAUCAACCACUGGCUACAUAGUUGAGUGGCAGAGGAUGACCUCUGUGGACUCCUUGGAUGAUGCAGAGACUAGCUGGACAAAACUGCGAAACAGAGAGAGCAAACAAAUCCUGAUCCAAGAAAACAUUAAGCCUUAUCAGCGGUACAAUAUUUCCAUCUACCCUCUCUACAGGGAUGGAGUGGGGAUGCCCCAGCAUACGGAAGCAUACAGCAGGCAGAAAGCUCCUUCGGACAGCCCCAAGUUGCAUCUAGGGAGCAUCAGCAAGAAAACAGCUCAGCUUCACUGGGAGCCCAUCCCUCUGGAACUGCGCAAUGGCUUCCUCACCAACUAUACCAUCUUCUGGGUCAGUGCUGGCGAGGACAUGAACUGUGCUGUUGUGAACGCCUGCGUGAACACAUUCACCAUCACAGGUCUCAGGCCUCUGAGGAUGUACAAAGUGCACAUCAUGGCCUCCACUGUGGGUGGAAGUAUUAAUGGAACUGUCCUGAUGCUCUACACCAAAGCAACAGAUGACAUAGACAUCUCGUUUACGUAUGUGCUCAUCCUUCUGCUGUUGUUCAUGCUGAUUGUUCUCGUCAUCUGUUUCCACAAGAGCAAAAGGAUGAAGAUGCAGUUCUGGCCCAGUGUCCCUGAUCCAGCCAACAGCAGUCUGGGUAGAUGGGCUCCAUCGUUUCUACAAGAGGAGACCCUGCCGGUUAACAAGUCAGAAGAACUUAGUCCAGUCACAAUUCCUACCAUUUUAGUGCUUGAAAAGGAUAAGAAAUGUGAGAAGAACAGCCCCUCCAAGGCCCUGUUGGAUAGGCCAUGGCCAGAUGCUUCUAAUACUGAGAUGGUUUUACCACCUGGCAGCCCAAUGCCAGCCUGUCACGUGAACAGCCCAGAAUCCAUCCAGUAUGCCAAGGUGCUCCCGGACAGCUACCACAGCCAGCAGGAAGCACUGUCCUCUCUCUACUUGCGCUCCAACUCCACACAGCCACUUCUGGGUGACAUGACACCCAGCCCUGAGCCCUACGAGAACCUGUGGUUUCAUGAUGACCAGCCAAACAGGGGACACAGCUGCAGUUUCGAAGAGGAUGCCGUCUUCCUGGAAGGGGCCCUGGUGGAUUUCCCACUACUGCGGGGUCUAAAGAUUGAUGGGGAUGAAGACCUGAGCAACUUCUGAAGGUUGUUUCACUUGACUUGCAUUGGAAGGGUGCAAGGGGCCACAAUCUAAUGCUGCUCCUACUUGCGACUGUAGCCCUCCUUCUCUAUGGAGGAAGUACAGUCAGACUCUCACUGAUGCCCUCUGCCUUCAUGCUCUGGGGCACUGGAGGACAACGGGGUUGGUGUUCACAGGGUGGUCCCCUCUGUUCAGCACAACAGACUUCCUGGAAGCAGCUGGGCCUUUGAUUCUUCUUGUUCCCUGUGGCUCGCUCUUCUGUCAGGGGCCACCAAACUUGAUGUUGAUGGUGAACUUCCUUGUGCUGCUUCCUGCCGUUAGGCUCCGACCUGAGCGGGUGAUCCAGAGACACCACACCUCAGUGGGUGGACUUAGAGCUCUGCCAGGUUCUUUCCCCAUCACUUUCAUCAUCAGAGUCCUGCAUUGUCUCCGCUGUGCGCUACAUCCCAUGCACCAUGUUUCCCUAGCAUCAUGCAUAGGCAUGGAUGUGAAGACACCUUGAGCCAGAAUUGGGGCACAAGCUGCAACAGAAGCAGUGCAGAUGCCCAGUGAUGGCCCCAAGGGAGCAGCUCAGGAGGACAAAUGCAAGCUGAACUUGAACUAGGCCUUCAGUGGUGCCGUCCUCUCCUGGAACCUGAGAGCAGCAGGCUUGGCUAUGUUCACAGAAAGGGGGCCUCCAGACGUUUUUGAGUAGGCCCAACAUUGAUGCUUCUCCACAUCCUUUCCUCUUAAUGGCAGGACUGCCCCCAACCAUGGGGGUCCCUGCAACAGAGAAGCAAAUGUCUUAGUGAGCAGCCCUGUUCACAAGUUAUGAGGAACACAAGUCCAAUUCAUGUACACAUUUAUCUAGAAACUGGUCCCUGGUUUCAUCUGUAAAGUGAAUGCGCAUGGGCUCUUUUGCACACAACAGAUGUACAGACAUAUAGGUGGGAUGUACAUGCAUUCAGUGUAACAUGAACACAGCCAGUAUGAUGUACGAUCUGAAGAAGGGAAUUCCUCUCUGAAGAAGGGAGCUCUGACUCUUAAAAGUUUAUAUCCUGAAGGUUCUGUCUCUGAGGUGCCACUGGACUCAAAUCCUGCUGUUCUAUUGCAGACCAAUAUGGCUACCAAGCUAAAACUAUGGUGUAGUGGUUAGAAUGUCAACUAGGGUCUGGAAAACCCAGGUUCAAAUCCCCAUUCUGCCAUGGAAGCUUGCUGGGUGAUCUUGGGCCAGUCACACUCAGCCUACCCUACCUCACAGGGUUGUUGUGAGGAUAAAACAGAGGAGAGGAGAAUGAUGUAAGCUG